Oryza brachyantha (malo sina) is the source of this 889-nucleotide messenger RNA. Its product is annotated as monothiol glutaredoxin-S5. The transcript is spliced from 2 exons. Bases 9 to 575 code for a protein of 188 amino acids. Lineage: Eukaryota; Viridiplantae; Streptophyta; Magnoliopsida; Poales; Poaceae. The record is from RefSeq and is a predicted model, not a curated record.
GGGGAGCAAUGUACCAGGCGAUCCCGUACAGCAGCACCCGGCCGUGGCUGAGGCCUGAGCCGGCGGCGGCGGGCGUGGUCGACGUCGUGAAGGCGGAGACGAAGGCGGCCGCCGCGGCGAUCGCGCGGGGCGGUGAGGCGGCGGAGGUGGGGGUGGAGGAGGCGGCCGGGGUGCGGAGGGCGGUGGCGGAGAGCCCCGUGCUGGUGGUGGGGAGGCGCGGGUGCUGCCUCAUCCACGUGGUGAAGCGGCUCCUGCAGGGGCUCGGGGUCAACCCGGCCGUGCACGAGGUCGCCGGCGAGGCCGCGCUCAAGGGGCUCGUACCGGCCGGCGGGGAGGCCGCGGCGCUCCCUGCCGUGUUCGUCGGGGGAAAGCUCCUCGGUGGGCUCGACCGCCUCAUGGCCGUCCACAUCUCCGGCGAGCUUGUCCCCAUCCUCAAGAAGGGGACAAAGAUGUACGUAAGCAGUGAUGAGCACUGGAAAUUUUUUCAGUCCUACUCGUACGGGUUAGCGAAGAAGAGGAGAAACCCAACUUCUCCUCGAGAGAUUGCGCGGCUCGUGUGCCUUGGGCAGGUCUGAUUGGCUGGAGCUGUCCACGUACAGACCAAUUGACCCAACCAAUUAAUCCGGCAGCGACGGGAUCUGCACGAGAUCGACGAUAAAAAAAUAUCUCAUCCUAUCGCGAAGUACAACUCAUAUCUUAGGCGGUAUACAAUCUACAGCAACCUGUUCAUUCCUCGGACAUCAAUCACGGGGAGAACUCUUGUCAGCAUUUGGAUGUUCUGAGGGCCUGUUUGUUCUCUGACUUUUUUCGGUCUAGAUCAAAUCGAAUGUUUAUGUUUGAUAUUAAUUAAAAGUAUUAAAUAUAAACUAUUAAUAAAACAUAUCUUAUA